This is a messenger RNA of Rotaria sp. Silwood2, 300 nucleotides long. The record is from the annotation of a GenBank genome assembly. NCBI's taxonomy places the organism in Eukaryota, Metazoa, Rotifera, Eurotatoria, Philodinida, Philodinidae.
AUGGAUGGUACUAUAGCUGAAUUACAAGGUUUCGAAGUAAAACGUAAUGGUGAAUUACAAUUAAUAAAAAUCUUUCAAGCAAGUGUUUUCGAAGCAUUUCUUAAAGGAACAACACUUGAAGAGUGUUAUAAUCAUGCUGCAACUAUUGCUGCUUAUUGGCUUGAUAUGUUAUAUUCACAUACAAAAUAUAUAUCAGAUAAAGAAUUAUUUGAAUUAAUUUCAGAACGAAGAACUAUAUCAAGAAUGUUAUCCGAUUAUGAAGAACAAAAGUCAACAUCUAUUUCCACAGCUAAAAGGUGA